Messenger RNA from Mus musculus (house mouse), 3874 nucleotides. It is a transcript of the gene Dnajb5, whose product is annotated as DnaJ heat shock protein family (Hsp40) member B5. NCBI's taxonomy places the organism in Eukaryota, Metazoa, Chordata, Mammalia, Rodentia, Muridae. Gene Ontology annotation, molecular function: protein-folding chaperone binding. Gene Ontology annotation, cellular component: cytosol. Gene Ontology annotation, biological process: response to unfolded protein; protein folding. The record is from RefSeq and is a predicted model, not a curated record. The transcript is spliced from 4 exons. The coding region runs from base 1346 to 2008 and encodes 220 amino acids.
GCUGUCUGCGGCCGGCGGGCAGGCGACUCCUGUCCCGAGUGGAGGCGGCGGAGCCGGAGCCGGGGGAGGGGGCAGCGGCUGAUAGAAGGACCGCGGCGGCGCCCGCAGCUCCUCACCGGUGAGGGCGCUGAGCGAGGACUCGGGGGUCCCGGGAGUGGGGCGUCGAGAAGAGAGGUCCUGGUAUGGGGGGUUGGGACACCGUGGGCCCAUAGUCUCCUCUGUCGUAGGGGUGAGGGGCCUGGGAGCUCGGGGUCUGCCAGGUGCUGGGUAUCUGCGACAAGGGUCGGGUUGGGUCGGGUCGGAUUGGGUUGCGCCGGGCGGAGGCGUUUCUGAGCAGGCCAGCCAGCCAGCUGGGGUGACAUCACCGACCCCCCUCCCCCGCGCGAACCCCCUUCCUUCCUCUCCCUGCCGCGCCUUUUGUCCGGGCCAGGCUCGGCUCUGCCCCGCCCCUCCCCGCCCAUCUGCGGGGGAGGAGACUCCCCGUCAGUGACUUCAUUGAGUAGGUUCUUGGGGAUUGGGCUUGGGUCCUCCCCAGAGAGGCGAGAGGAGCUCACUGACUCUCAGGCCCUCACUAUCACACCUGUCACAGGUACACACGCUGCCACUCAACAACUACACACUGUCACUGCCAGCCUCACUGUCACACAGCCGAACAGGCGCUCACAUCAUUCAGCCAGACACUGCUGCACCUGAGAGCAGGUGGCCACUGGAUCCUCUCUCUGCACUCUACACCUGGGGACCGGGUCCAGCUCCCUGGGCACGAUACAGGCCUUGCUGGGUCACGGCCUCUGGGAAUCUGAGGAGGUGGCUUCCAGAGCUACAGCGUCCCAAGCAGGCUCCGGUGGAGCGAUCAGAGGUGAGGGGCUUGGCUGGGCAUGUUUAAGCGCACAGUGCUGUCCUGCCCACCCCCAGCAGCACCCCCACUGCAGGCUCGAGGAGCUUUCCGGAGCUUCCCACACUUCUGGGGAGAAGACUUCUUAGCCAGCUUGAUGUUUAAAAUUCAGCUGGAGCCCUUAAAACUUCGAGCGUGGACGCUGAAUGGGUUUGUAAAGUUUCGGAACAAGGAGCCCAGCACCGGUCCAGUGGCUGUGAUGGGAAAAGAUUAUUACAAGAUUCUUGGGAUCCCGUCUGGGGCCAAUGAGGAUGAGAUCAAGAAGGCCUAUCGGAAGAUGGCCUUGAAGUACCACCCAGACAAGAACAAAGAGCCCAACGCCGAGGAGAAGUUUAAGGAGAUUGCUGAGGCCUACGAUGUGCUGAGUGACCCUAAGAAGCGGAGCCUGUACGACCAGUAUGGUGAGGAAGCAGCCGCUCCACUCGGCCCUUCAGUGGCUUUGACCCUGAUGACAUGGAUGUGGAUGAAGAUGAGGACCCAUUUGGUGCCUUUGGCCGCUUUGGCUUCAAUGGGCUGAGUAGGGGUCCAAGGCGAGCCCCAGAGCCACUGUACCCCCGGCGCAAGGUACAGGACCCCCCUGUGGUGCACGAGCUGCGGGUGUCCCUGGAGGAGAUCUACCAUGGCUCCACCAAGCGGAUGAAGAUCACAAGGCGGCGCCUUAACCCUGACGGGCGAACUGUGCGCACCGAGGACAAAAUCCUGCACAUUGUCAUCAAACGAGGCUGGAAAGAAGGUACCAAGAUUACCUUCCCCAAAGAGGGCGACGCCACACCUGACAACAUCCCAGCCGACAUUGUCUUCGUGCUCAAAGACAAGCCUCAUGCACACUUCCGCCGAGAUGGCACCAACGUGCUCUACAGUGCCCUCAUCAGCCUCAAGGAGGCGCUGUGUGGCUGCACCGUGAACAUUCCCACCAUUGAUGGCCGAGUGAUCCCUUUACCCUGCAAUGAUGUUAUCAAGCCAGGCACCGUGAAAAGACUCCGUGGGGAGGGACUUCCCUUCCCCAAGGUGCCCACUCAGCGGGGAGACCUCAUUGUUGAGUUCAAAGUUCGAUUCCCAGACAGAUUAACCCCACAGACACGGCAGAUCCUUAAGCAGCACCUCCCCUGCUCCUAGGCUCUGCCCUGGCCAGUCUGGAGCCUACCACAGCAAUACCCCCACACUCACCCCAUCUCACGUGGACCCGGCUGGAUGUCCACUGGACACUGGCACUUUUCUAAAAUGCAAAGCCACUGAUUUUCAGGAGACUGUUCCUGUUCCCGACCCCUUUCGGAGCUGGGCUGCUUUGGGGGAAUGGGAGGGCGGUGGGGAAGAGCUAGCCCAGACCAGGGGUCAAUUUUCUGUCACGUGCUUUGAAUCCAGUUCCCACUGCAGUGGCUGGAGAGAGACUUGAGAGCUACUCGGAGCUAUAGAUUCCUUGUCCUGCCUGUAAAUAGCAUGCCCUCCUCCCUCUGAGCCUUGCUAACACUUUUCCUCUCCCUUCCCUUUGGCUUCCUCCUGUUUCUGGAGAAAGAGGAUAGAAAGGACACCGCUUCCCACCCCACCCCGGGUGGGUCUGUAGUGUCCGAGGCCACUGCACAAGUGUCCGUGCACACGAAGCAUUUGCCAAAAUGGUCUCUGUCUCUCCGGGAGACAAGAAAGGACAGGAGAUAGGAAGGGAAGGCCCGUUACCUGUGAACAAGGCUGUUCUUUGAGCACGAGACACUUUUCAUUUGGGGCAGGGAAGUGAGCCAACACUCAGGAGCCUCCCCAACAGCUGCCCUGCCUGCACCGCACAGAGUUGGAGGAUCUGUCCCCCUCAGCUGCUCUGGGGAGUGUUCAAGGGUGGAGAGAAGAAAAAUGGGGCUGAACCAUCCCAGCUAAGAGGUGGGGCAGGACCCAUUUCCCAGCCAGCAUCAGGAAGGAAAAGGGCUUUGGGGUCAGGUGGCAGCUGUUCCCCACCAAGAGAUUCAGGAUCACAGGUUUCCCCCCAUAUCUCUGAACUCAGGGCCUAGCCACCCCAAACUUCCAAGCCCCACUUUUGUGAUAUGUGAAGCUGCUUCUUUCUUACUUGGAGGCUGUGUUGGAAGCGUCCAGCCCCUCUCUGCCUGUGUGACCCCCACCCCACCCCACCCCACUCCCACAGUUGUAUAGAAGUCGAAUAGUGAAGGAGCUGGGAGAAAACUGCUUCAGCUGGUCUUGGGGUGGGGUUCUUAGGUUUUCUCACUUUGACAAGCCCCUGAAUGUUUUUAUAGUAGUUUUUUGUAUUUUUUUGUAAUGACAGUAUUAUGAAAAAAAUAAAGUAUUUUAAAAAUAUAGCCUCUGCGCAGAAGCAGUAACCCUGGUGCAGGCAGGAACACAGAGCCACUGUCAGCCUCCUUCCAGGGUCCUGGGCACCCCAGGAAAGCCGGUCAACCUUAGCAUAUGCUGAGGCUCAACUCUUCUUCCUAUAAGCUCUGACCUCUUGGAAUUCCAGAACAUAUACCCCAAACGACAACGCUAGAAGCCACAGCCCAGCUGCCUAUGAAAAAGACACCCUCGAUUGUGAGAAAGAGGGCCCAGCCCCUUCAGAAGCUGUCAACACGAGAGCUAACACACUUGUCUAAAUGUUCUCUUUGAAUUAGAGACACUGUUCCUUGCAGGACGUGGAGGGCUUUCUCACUGAUGAGAAUAGGCACACUCCCAAAAAUAGAGCCUGGCUACCAAGUGCGCUGGAGACGGCUCAGCAGUUAAGAGCACUGACUGCUCUUACAGAGAAGCCAAGUUCAGUUCCCAGGACACAUCAGGCGGCUCACAACUGCUCACGGGGAUCUAACAAGUCCAGCCUCGUCAGGAACCUGCACUCAUGCACACACACUUAUAAAUAAUAAAAAAAAAUGAAUUUUUUUAAAGUUUGGGCACAAAGAAGAUAGAUAGAAUAAAGAUAGAUAGAUACAGGUGAAAGGUCCUGGCUGGGGACCUGGGCUCCAUGAUGGACAUUAAACACAGUUCCUGCUCCUUGAA